Molecule: messenger RNA, 5118 nt
Organism: Cutaneotrichosporon cavernicola
Lineage: Eukaryota; Fungi; Basidiomycota; Tremellomycetes; Trichosporonales; Trichosporonaceae
Gene: SPO14
Exons: 6
Coding region: 1-5118 (1705 amino acids)
Biological process (GO): phospholipid catabolic process
Cellular component (GO): intracellular membrane-bounded organelle
Molecular function (GO): D-type glycerophospholipase activity
Source: RefSeq, a predicted model, not a curated record
AUGUUUGAGGAGCCGGGGUCCGCCGCCCCAGCGCAACAUAAAUCCAUGGUCGUGGAAGAUACGAUCCAGCACCUCGGCGAACAUUUCACCGACGUGGUUGACUUGAACAAGGACUUCAAGUUCUCCGCUUCAAAGGAGGUGUCUAAUGUCGACGACGAGGCCAGUACCGCCAUCCCAGACUCUGGGCUUAAGAAGAACCUCUCCUCCAACGGGGGGUACGCAAACGGCAAGAGCGUGCGGCGCGAAUCGCCGUCCGACGUGAACUCGUUGCGGAGCAAGGACGCCGUCACUGCCGAAAACGGGGACAGCGUCCCCAAUGUCGUCAUGGCCACCCAGGACAAGCGGCUCAAGUCUGUACCUCACGUCGACGCCUCCACUCAUCCCGAGGCCGUUGGAGAUGGCGUCCGAGAAGGGGUACACAUACCCCACGAGCGCGAACUGCCUAUAGGCCCACGGGGCGACGCUGUCGAAUCUGAGACCACGGUGCGCCAGCAGGAAGGCGCGAGGGGACGGGGCGCUGGCCAGCACGAGGAGCGGCUCAGCACCAACCUCGUCGAGGGACAGUCGGGCGUGCCUGAGUACCGGCGCAGCCAGGUGUUUGCCGACGGUGAGCCCAAAGCGCUCAUGCAUACCGACAUCGCUCCGCGCGAGCUCGACGAGAUCGGACGCAAGACGACCGGCAUUCCCGGCGUGCACCGUCAGCAACCACCUGGCCCACAAAACGACAUUGAGCUAGCGCCCCGUGUCAUGCAUCUCCAGUUCCACAAUGUCGAGAACGACCUGGGACAAAAGUCACGGCAGGGGCUGACCAUCUCGCCUGACGGGGAGCACGAGUUUGUCGAGACACCACCCAGCUUCGUGACGACACCUGAUGGGCAAUGGCGUACUCCUAUCAACCAGCUCGAGUUUGACCAAGAGUUUGCCGCUCAGGGCAUUGGCCGUCUUCCCCCUGACACCGCGGAUCGCUCGGACAGGAGGGGGAACGACCAGGGGUGGGAGGACGUUGAUGAGCAGCAGUCUCGCGACGGCGGGCAGUGGCGCACGGCCGCUGGCGCAAAGGUCGGUGAAUCAAGCACUGCCCACCCCCUGAAGAAGCCAAGAAUGAGAAAGCGGUUCACGGGAUCGACCAGCGCAUCCCCGAUUGCUGACAUUCCCGCGGAAGCAUCGUCGUCAACACAAGCGGAACGACGACAUGGCGGGCGCAAGCUCAUGCACCAAUUCCGCCGCGUUAAGCACCACACAAAGCCUGCCAAGGUCGAUGUUGGGGCACCGUCAAUGACCAACGAGAUGCUCGCAGGGCAGCUGCCCGUGAUGAUCCUCAAGACGUGGAUGGAUCGUGACGAUGAGGGCCACCGCGCCGUCCCAGUCCUCCUUGGCAACCUCCGCUUUCGUAUCGGCAACUCGGUCAUCGCCCGCACCAGCGGGCGAAAUAACAACAAGGAGCUGUACAAGAUUGAGUGCGAGUACGGCGAAGGCGCCAUCAAGUGGGUCGUCUACCACGACGUGUGGGACUUUCUUUCCCUCCACACACACUACAAGACCGCCAACCUUGGGCACCGUGUCACUGGUAGCAACGUGCGACAUGUCGACAUCCCCGACUUUCCGCGCAAUGCGCUGCCUUACUGGGCACGUGAUACGCAGACGGCGCUGAAGAAGCUCGCCGAGGAGCCGCACAAUGCGGAGAAGUCGGUAGCGCACCACGACCCCGAAAAGCAGCCGCAGCCUCCAGGCCGCCAAGACUCGACGCCCAUCAUCCCCGAAAUGCUGCAGCAGUACCUCAUCGACCUCAUCCGCGCCGUCAUGUUCCGGCCCGAGUCGACGCGCCUGUGUAUAUUCUUCGAGCUGUCAGCGCUGACCGUCGCGCUUGGGCCCCGCGGCGGCUUCCAAGGCAAAGCCGGCUUCCUCAAGUUGCCCGCAACCCAGGUCAGCCGCAAGAGCAACCAGCCCGGCUUGCUGCCCGGCAAGUGGAAAAUCUCCCGCUCGCCCAAGUGGUUCAUUGUGCGCGAGUCGUACUGCAUCGCGACCAACGGCCCAGCCGAGACAGACAUUUACGAUGUCUUCCUAAUCGACACGGACUUUGCCAUUGAGCGGCCAAAGCGUGCCUACCGCAAAGGCCUGCACAUGCUGUCCCACAAGGCCAAGAGUGAAACUCCCGAUGAGGACCCAGAAGCCCAUGUGGACGACGAGAGAGGCGCCAACAAGGACGCAUCACAACACACGUUCUACAUUUCCAACGCCCAGCGCCGGCUGCGGCUGCAGGCGAAGAAUGCUCGAGCGAUGCACCAGUUCAUCGUGUCGAUGGAGCGUGUGGCUAUGCAAUGCAUAUGGGCUGGCCGCAACCGUUUUGACUCGUUUGCCCCGAUCCGGGUCAACGUCGCCGCGCAGUGGAUGGUCGACGGCCGCGACUACUUCUGGAACCUCAGCCGCGCGAUCAACAUGGCCAAGACGCGAAUCUACAUCCACGACUGGUGGAUUUCGCCAGAGUUCUACCUCCGCCGGCCCGGCGACGAGCGGUACCGCCUCGACAACCUGCUCAAGCGCAAGGCCGAGGAGGGUGUGCGCAUCUUCAUCAUCAUCUACAACGAAGUAUUGACUAAGGCGACGCCAGUGGCGAGCCAGUAUGUCAAGCAGACACUCACCGGCUUGCAUCCAAACAUUAUGAUGCAGCGCUCGCCGUCGCACCUGCCCAACGGCACUUUCUACUGGUCGCACCACGAGAAGCUAUGCGUAAUCGACGAAACGAUUGCGUUUAUGGGCGGCCUCGACCUGUGUUUCGGUCGCUGGGACACGAGCCAACACAUCCUCACGGACGAGGACGUUAGUGCCGAAUCAGGCCCCAAUGGCCCCGUCUGGCGCGGCAAGGAUUAUGCCAACGAGCGCGUCGCCGAGUUCAGCGACCUAGAGAAACCGUUUGAGGACUCGAUCGACCGGCACAAGACGCCGCGCAUGCCGUGGCACGACGUGGGGCUGUCGCUUGUAGGACAGCCUGCGCGCGACCUCUGCCGCCACUUCAUCCAGCGCUGGAACUACCUCUUGCGUAUCAAGAACCACACGCGCAAGAUGCCGUUCCUCCUCCCACCUGCCGACUUUACCGAGCGCGAGCUCCAGGAUCUCGGCCUGCAGGGCACGUGCGAGGUGCAGAUCUGCCGCUCCGUCGGGCCUUGGUCGAUGGGCACCAUGACCAAGAUUGAGCAUUCGGUGCAGAACGCCUAUGUCAAGUCGAUUCAGCUGUCCGAGCACUUUGUCUACAUCGAGAACCAGUUCUUCAUCACGUCGACGAUUGUGGACAGCACGCCGAUCGAGAACCGUAUCGGUGACGCGCUCGUCAAGCGCAUCAUCCGUGCGCACCGCGAGGGUGAGAAGUGGCGGGCCUGUGUCGUUAUACCCCUCCUGCCCGGUUACACGCACCCAGUCGACGCGAGCGAGGCAAGCUCUGUCCGCCUCAUCUUAGAAUGCCAGAACCGCACGAUCUGUCGUGGCACGCAGUCGAUCUUCUCGCGCCUGAGAAAGGAGGGCAUUAAUCCCGACGACUACAUCAGCUUCUUCUCCCUGCGCGGCUGGGGUAAGUUUGAUUCCGGCGCUCUUACGACCGAGCAGGUGUACAUCCACGGCAAGACGAUGAUUGUCGACGACCGCCUUGUGCUGUGCGGCUCGGCCAACAUCAACGAGCGGUCGCAGCGCGGCGACCGCGACUCGGAGCUGAUUUCGGUCGUGCGCGACACGGACAUGAUCGACGGCACGAUGGGAGGCAAGCCGUUCAAGGUCGGGAGGUAUGCGCACACGCUACGCAUGCGGCUCAUGCGUGAACACGUCGGUGUCGACGUCGACGCGAUUGAGGACGACGAGCUCAUGAUCCGCAAGCCGGUUGCUGAGGCCGAAGACGUCGCAUUAUGGGACCCAGAUAAUGAGCAGGACGAGGCAAAGGGCCGGGGCAUCUCGCGGAUCAAGAAGAGCACAGCGGGGAGUAGACUCAAGGCAACUGUCUCGACGGCCGUCCGGGGUAUCACCAAGGGCGUGGGCGAGAAUAUUCGCAACGAUAUGCAGAAGAAGGCGGAGAAGAUGAAGCAACCUCUCGCUACUACCAAGGAUGACUCCCUGAAGAACACCAACAACGGGCCCGGUGGCGGCCCCACCGGCGACACGAGUGAACGCCAGGACGUGGGCCUUGAUGGCAAGGUCAUCGAAGGCUUCGCAUCUUCGGUCGUGCCGACGCUUGAAGAGCGUGCGAUCGCAGCUCGCAAGCCGACUGGGUUGACUGGGGACACCAGGCCGCUACUGGACAUGGCGGACGAUGGCGAGGGUCCCGACGAGGCCCGAGUGCGUGCCUCUGACGAGAGGGCGGUGAAUGAGCAGCCGCGCAUCGAGAUGUACGGCGAGCCCGCAGGCGCUGUUGAAGGAGACGACCGUGUGCCCCGCGACGGGCCGGUCAUGCCGGAGGAAUAUGACGCCGUCAAGGCGCGCGGUGUGCUACGCAAGCAACUGAACGCCAAGCCGGACAGUGGCCGAUGGAGCAUGCCAACGCCGACGCCCAAGAUUGACCCGAACCGCUUCCACGACCCGCUGGACGACACGUUCUGGAACGACAUGUGGGUAGACGUGGCGGUGCAUAACACUCAGAUCUUCCGCAAGGUGUUCCGCUGCAUUCCCGACGAUGUGGUGACGACGUGGGCGCAGUACAAGGCGUUUGCGAAUCACAUGGACAAGUUUGGACGUACCGAGGUCGCGCCACCAGACGCCAGUGGGCACGGCACAAAGGUCACGCACGACCAGGGCGGCGAAGGGGGUGGCACGGUGGGUCCGGCCGGGCACGGUGCGCCGGAGAGUGGUGUCGCGCGCGACGGGAGCAUGCAGGGACGGUGGGGCGCGACGUCGCCGCCGAGCAACCUCGCCGAGGCGGGCAACGCAGUGCUCUCAGCCACGGAGAAUGUUAUGGACCGCAAACCGAGCGGGGACAGCGCACCGUGGGAGGCGUGGGAGAUGGAGGAGAUGGAGACGCUGUUGAACGAGAUUCGGGGUCAUUUGGUCGUGUAUCCCACUCGAUUCCUAGAGGCCGAGGACAUGGCCAACAACUUCCUCUUCAACCAGGAGCGGAUCCUGCCGCUUCUUAUUUACAACUAG